AUGGCAGUUAUCAAAGAGGUCGAAGUCGCCAUUGUGGUCGACGACGAGGAGCUCCAAGAGUAUCACCCACCACCCGAGGAAACUUCCGAAGACGCAAAAUAUUUAUCCUCUGAUACUCAAAUGAGAUAUAUCCAAGUCGACCAUGACUACAGGCAAGAAGACAAAGAAAAAUACCAGAAUCUUGGUUCUAUCGAGGUGAAAGUUUGGAAGAAGCGUGAGAUAGGCAUGGACGGUACGCUGGGGAGGGUAAAAGAUUUUGCCAUGGGGCCAGUGUCCGAGAAGGCCAUCAAAGGCGCAGCAAUCGAUAUGCGAGCGAGUCUCGAUCCUCCCCAGCCAUGUCAGGAUUCCAGUCUCUGUCGUGGGUUCAACAUCGAGAAUAAGCCAUAUGCAGUAUUCGUUUUCAAAUACCGCAGCAAAGAAGCUUUGCAAGCCGUUGGCAUUCUCGAACGACCUGAAACGCCUCAGCCAUUGGAGGAAAGAGAUGUUGAGACUAUGUCGCCAGAUGAACUCAAGGAAUUGGCCCGUCGACUCAAGGCAGCGCAAGAGGCACAGAGGAUCAAGUUCAAGAAAGAAAAUGCCGACGCCAAUCUUGCUCGGCUCGCUGAACUCAAGAGAAAUCGAGAUAGUGGCCAUGAUGACGAGGAUGAGGUCAACUUCCUCGGCGAGCGGCCGGUGAAGAGGAUCUGCAGCACUGUAGCGGUUCUUGACGACUCGGAUUAG
Molecule: messenger RNA, 720 nt
Organism: Fonsecaea nubica
Lineage: Eukaryota; Fungi; Ascomycota; Eurotiomycetes; Chaetothyriales; Herpotrichiellaceae
Exons: 5
Coding region: 1-720 (239 amino acids)
Source: RefSeq, a predicted model, not a curated record